AAUUGUAGCAACGACUGUACCGAGCUCAGUGAUAGCGCGGGAAGCAACGCGCGCGCCGCUUGAAACAGCCAGCAACAUGAAGCUCAUCCUCCUAGCCGCAACGAUAGCCGUGGCUUCAGCCCGGCCGCGGUACAUAGCCCUGCCGUCAGACCAGAUCGCCUUCGUGGACCUCAGCUCCCUGCACCUGCGCCGGGCGCCUCGCCAGACCCUGGAACCGCCGCCGCCGCCGCAGCAGCAGCCUGUAUACCAGGAGUAUCAGGAGUACCAACCUCAGAGGACAAAUGAGCAGUACCAACCGCAGCAGUUGAAUGAGCAGUACCAGCCGAUACCGGUGCAGCAGUAUGUCCCUCAACCUAUAGCGCUGGCGCCGCAGCCUGUCCCGGCAAGGAUAGUCCAGAACCCUGACGUGUCAAGCGCGGCGUCCCAGUACGAGUCUAGGCCUCCGGACUUCGGCGAAUAUGUGGACUUUGGCGCCCACACUGGGGACAACGGCGCCUUCGGAUGGUACGCCGACUACCCAAUCAAUAACCAUCAUGAUAGCUAUAGACGGAAGUAAACUAUUGCCGCCUUAGUUUAUGUUCUUACCAAAGACAGUAUUACGAAUUUAGGCUAAAUAUUGCAACACGUGAAAUAGAAUUACCGCACAUUUGUUUCAGACGGUUAAUUCUGAUAUUUUGGCACUUUUUUUUAGGUUAGUCUUAGAUGUUUUGUAGUUCCUAGGUUUUUGAUGAAACUCGUCAAAAUAACACUGUGAUACGCACCAAGUUAGUGUUCGUAGGUUAAUUAGCAAGUACGCAAUUCAAUUUUGCAUGAUGCAGCAUACGAAUAAAUUUAUUCUUUUUUUAUCAUUUCAAUCUUCACUUAUAAUCACUUCACUUUUUAUUUCUUUCUACUCUCAUGUUUCACUUAGCUUGAUAUUUCUUUACUAUUUCUGCUAUAUAUACCUAUUUAGUUUAAAUUCAAUAUUCUGUAAUUUUAUUAACCAUAUUUUAUACACUUUAUGCACUUUGUAUCAGUUCAUAUUCUUAACUAACUACCUUCUUAACUUACCUACCUUUCACUGUUACUUUUUUCCAUAUCUUCAAACUCUUGUUUCUUACUAUGUUCACGUCUUCUCUCUUUUAAAAUAUAUUUUAUAUGAAUACUAUUUCUCUUAUUUUUCUUCCUUUUCUUGAUCUUUCUGCCUGUCUUAUCUUUUUUUAACUUUGUCUUAUCUAUUCUAUAUCCUGUUUGUGACCUUUAUAUUUCCAGUUCUUCCCUUUAAUUAGUAAGCAUUAUGUAGUACCUAUAAUGAACUAAAAAUCUCAUUUUUUCUUUCCUUUACAUGUCACUAUAUUUUUCAUUAUACAUAUAUUAUUACCUAUAGACUCUUUAACUUUUUAUUAUGAUCAUACAUUUCAUGCCUUUAUUCUUUUUUCCUUCUACUUUUUUGACCUAUCGAGUAUUGUAUGGUUUCAUUUCUACGUGUAUUGUAUUUAUCUCGACUACAUCUUACAUCUGACUUUUCUUCAUAAAAUAUUUUAUUUAAACUUUACGGUUUUCAUAAAAUUAUAUUUAUCUUCACAAUGUUUUUUCAUUUACCAAAGUUAUUCGGCCUACUCUUAUAUUUUAUUAUUUAAUGUAUUCAUUCUUUCUUUACCUUUAUUCUUCAUUCUAUCUACACUUCUUUGUAUCUUUAUAGUGUAUUCAUAUCUUUAUAAUGUCGCUGACAUCUUGAUUACUACACUAAGUUGUUUUAUCUUUGCUCUUU
This is a messenger RNA of Plutella xylostella (diamondback moth), 1750 nucleotides long. RefSeq lists its product as uncharacterized. The record is from RefSeq and is a predicted model, not a curated record. NCBI's taxonomy places the organism in Eukaryota, Metazoa, Arthropoda, Insecta, Lepidoptera, Plutellidae.